This is a messenger RNA of Mercenaria mercenaria, 1940 nucleotides long. Its product is annotated as zinc finger protein 98-like. The transcript is spliced from 2 exons. Gene Ontology annotation, molecular function: RNA polymerase II cis-regulatory region sequence-specific DNA binding; DNA-binding transcription factor activity, RNA polymerase II-specific. The record is from RefSeq and is a predicted model, not a curated record. Lineage: Eukaryota; Metazoa; Mollusca; Bivalvia; Venerida; Veneridae. The coding region runs from base 696 to 1805 and encodes 369 amino acids. Gene Ontology annotation, biological process: regulation of transcription by RNA polymerase II.
UUUGUUUCAAAAAUAUUAUUAUACUCGAUCGUGUUUUAACAGAAUGUACAUGUAUGGAUUAAUUAGUGACAAACUUAUUUAACAAAAUCAUUCUACAUAAUAUUGAUAAGAGAUUUUGAAAAUGGUAAAACAACUCAUUAUUUUGAUACCGGCUUAUCGGAGCAAAAAGAAGGAACAAGUACAGACCUUAAGAACUAUAGAUAGCUAAGACGUUACAUACUAGUAGAUUACAAAAGAGAAUUUGCAAAUAGUCGAUAUUCAUUAUGAACUCAAUUCCAACACAAUUCUCCACAAACUCAAAGUGAGGCAUUAUGGUGACACAUGAGAAUACACACAGAAGAGAAAUGUUUUAAAAGUUGCGAAAGUGGGUGUAUUUCGAAGAGAUAUUAAAAGUGACAUUGAACAAUACCGGUAUAUAAAGAAAAUAUUAGGAAUCUUGUCACAGUUCUCAUCUGAAGAAACACAUUAGAAUUCGUACAGGAACAAAAUGACUUUAAAUUAUGCAUGUAAUCAUACAGGACAUGUAAAGAAGGAACUGGAAAAACAUGCAGGAGAGAAACGCUUUAAAUGUCCUUUUUGUGAUUAUGCUUCUGAUCACAGCAGUCAUAUGAAGAGACAUAGGAGAAUACAUACUGGAGAAAAAUAUUUUAAAUGUGGUGUGUUAUGACGACAGUAGUCUGAAGAGACAUAGAAGAAUGCAUACUGGAGAGAAAUGCUUUAAAUGUGAUGUUUGUGACUAUGCGUGUAAACACAGCAGUCAUAUGAAGAGACAUAGGAGAAUACAUACUGGAGAGAAAUGUUUUAAAUGUUAUGUUUGUGACUAUGCUUGUAAUGACGGCAGUAGUCUGAAGAGACAUAGGAGAAUACAUACUGGAGAGAAAUGCUUUAAAUGUGAUGUUUGUGAUUAUGCUUGUAAUGACGGCAGUCAUCUGAAGAGACAUGUAAUAAUACAUACUGGAGAGAAAUGCUUUAGAUGUGAUGUUUGUGACUAUGCUUGUAAUAACGGUAGUAGUCUGAAGAGACAUAGGAGAAUACAUACUGGAGAGAAAUGCUUUAAAUGUGAUGUUUGUGACUAUGCUUGUAAUAACGGUAGUAGUCUGAAGAGACAUAGGAGAAUACAUACUGGAGAGAAAUGUUUUAAAUGUUAUGUUUGUGACUAUGCUUGUAAUUACGGCAGUAGUCUGAAGAGACAUAGGAGAAUACAUACUGGAGAGAAAUGCUUAAAAUGUGAUGUUUGUGACUAUGCUUGUAAUUACGGCAGUGAUCUGAAGAGACAUAGGAGAAUACAUACUGCAGAGAAAUGCUUUAAAUGUGAUGUUUGUGACUAUGCUUGUAGUGACGGCAGUAGUCUAAAGAAACAUAGAAGAAUACAUACAGGAGAGAAAUGCUUUAAAUGUCAUGUUUGUGACUAUGCGUGUAAAGACAGCAGUCAUAUGAAGAGACAUAGGAGAAUACAUACUGGAGAGAAAUGCUUUAAAUGUGAUGUUUGUGACUAUGCUUGUAAUGACGGCAGUAGUCUAAAGAAACAUAGAAGAAUACAUACAGGGGAGAAAUGCUUUAAAUGUGAUGUUUGUGACUAUGCUUGUAAUUACGGUAGUAGUCUGAAGAGACAUAGGAGAAUACAUACUGGAGAGAAAUGCUUUAAAUGUGAUGUUUGUGAUUAUGCUUGUAAUGACGGCAGUAGUCUAAAGAAACAUAGAAGAAUACAUACAGGGGAGAAAUGCUUUAAAUGUGGUGUUUGUGACUAUGCUAGUAAUGACAGCAGUCAUAUGAAGAGACAUAUAAGAAUACAUACUGGAGAGUAAUGCUUUAAAUGUGAUGUUUGUGACUAUGCUUGUAAUGACGGAAGUGAUCUGAAGAGACAUAUAGCAAUACAUACUGGAGAGAAAUCCUUUAAAUGUGAUGUUUGUGACUAUACUGGUAAAGACGGCAGUAGUGGA